GAAAGUAUUCUGGUGAACUAAAGACUGUGCAGGCCUUGGACAGAGAGGAGAACAGCACAUACACCAUGGAAGUUAUUGCAGUAGAUGGACGAAACUCUUCUUUAUCUGCGUCCACCCUGGUGACUGUCCAAAUCCUGGACGUGAAUGACAACAGUCCAGUGCUCGUUGGAGAUUAUUCCUGGAAGUACCUGUGUACGCCUCGCUGGGAGGACCAAGCUCUGGUGUUGGCCUCACGAGACAGUGAUGGGCCACAGCAUGGAGGACGACUCAACUUCUCCCUGCGCAGCGAUGCCACAGUCCGACGUAACUGGAAGCUAACACCGAUCAAUGGUGAGGGGAACCCAGUCCACCCACAGUUU
This is a messenger RNA of Larimichthys crocea (large yellow croaker), 359 nucleotides long. RefSeq names its product cadherin-15-like. The annotation marks the transcript as partial. The record is from RefSeq and is a predicted model, not a curated record. The transcript is spliced from 2 exons. Gene Ontology annotation, cellular component: catenin complex; plasma membrane; adherens junction. Gene Ontology annotation, molecular function: cadherin binding; calcium ion binding; beta-catenin binding. Lineage: Eukaryota; Metazoa; Chordata; Actinopteri; Sciaenidae. Gene Ontology annotation, biological process: homophilic cell-cell adhesion; cell migration; cell-cell adhesion mediated by cadherin.